Giardia duodenalis is the source of this 615-nucleotide messenger RNA. Its product is annotated as Rab13. The coding region runs from base 1 to 615 and encodes 204 amino acids. The transcript has a single exon. Gene Ontology annotation, molecular function: GTP binding; GTPase activity. The record is from RefSeq and is a predicted model, not a curated record. Lineage: Eukaryota; Fornicata; Diplomonadida; Hexamitidae.
AUGUCAACACUCGGUGAGCGCUACAAACUCGUGGUCCUGGGGAACGCGCGCGUGGGCAAGACAUCCUUGAUUGUCCGCUUAACGACUAAUGUGUUCAAAGACGCAUGCACCCCCACCUAUGGAGUGGAUUGGUUCUAUAAGGAUAUUGAGGUUCCUGACGGAAAUGCCAAGGUUUCUCUCCAUAUCUGGGACACGGGUGGGACGGAACACUACUCUGGAAUGCAGCCACUCUAUCUAAGGGGAGCUGUAGUCGUUUUAUUAUGCUAUGAUAUGACUAAUCGGUUAUCAUUCGAGAAUCUAUUAUACUGGAAGGACCUUGCAGCUAAUGUCAAGUCCGCAGAAUUCUAUUAUCUAGUGGCAACAAAAAGCGAUCAGGCAGAGCACCGGGCUGUAAAGCAACAAGAUGCAGAGCGUCUUUCAGUCCUUCUGGGAUGCAGAGCAUACUUUGAAGUCAGUGCGGCAGAUGGCACUAACAUAGACAAUCUACUGGGUAAGCUUGCACAGGACCUAAAGGGACGGAUGGAGCUUAGCAAGACUUCGCCUCAAGUGGGUCCGCCAACAGUUGAUGUUCAAGCCCUGACAAACGAAUCACGUACCAAGGGGUGUUACUGCUAA